UCUGGUUCUUCUUUGAUAUUUGCAAUCGGUAAAAUGCUAAAUAUUUUAUUUUUAUAUAUUACUAUCAUAAUUAAUAUAUUGGGAUUUGCCACAGCUUUAGAUUCUAAACAGGAUCCAGGUUUACUCUUCAGUUAUGCUGGAAAACAAAAUAAAACAUUUACUCAUACAUUACCAAAUACUAAUACGAUAUCGUCAUAUAAUGCAACUUAUAUAGAUAAAGCAGAAAAUAUUCUUCUCAUGCCGAAUCUAAAAAAUAAUUAUGUAGAGCAAAAAAGCAAAAGAAAAAUAAAAAAAUCACCGAAAAGAACAAUACAGAAGAUAAUAAAGAAGAGUAAGAGCAGAAGGAAACUAUACAUUAAUUCGAUUCAACCAACACAACCAACUCAAGUAAAGAAAAUAGAUUCAUUAGAUAAAGGUAAUGUAAAAGAAGAGUUAUUAAAAAAAGUUGAAAACAAAACAAAAUUUGAAGCAAAUCAGAAGAAAAAUCAGAGAAAAUAUAAUAGCAAAUUAGUACGAUAUUCAAUGCCAUUUCAAAGAUUAGCAGCACAGAAGAAUAGUAAUUUCCAUAGAAGAAAUAAAAGAGAACAGAACAGAGAAGAUGUAUUUAUAUUAGAAGAUUUAGAUGAAAUGGAAUUUUUGAAUAAAGGUAAAGAUAGUAACAUUGUUAAAGCACACGUAAAGCAGUAUUGGUAACAUUCAAAUGUAAAUUAUAUGAUAAUGUUUUAAUGGAAUACAAUUACCAAAAAUUA
Galleria mellonella (greater wax moth) is the source of this 749-nucleotide messenger RNA. RefSeq lists its product as uncharacterized. The transcript has 3 exons. Bases 34 to 693 code for a protein of 219 amino acids. The record is from RefSeq and is a predicted model, not a curated record. Lineage: Eukaryota; Metazoa; Arthropoda; Insecta; Lepidoptera; Pyralidae.